AUGGUUACAACUUCGAACGAUUUGGGAAAGAAUAUUAAGGAUGAGGCAUCACCACUGUCUCUUUCAUCUACGUCAACCACUUCUUCGAUUGCACACGCUUUUGAAAACGUUUCUAGGCGUAAAGUUAAGAAUGGGAAAAAAGUCAGCGGAAAGAAACUUUAUGAUAAAAAUAAAUACAAUCGAAGCGGGGCUAAUUUGUUAAGAAACAAAACCAGAGAACUGAAUGAAAAUAUCGACAAAGUGUGUGGGAUUAAUGAAAAAAGCCUAAUCGGUAAAAAUAGCAGAAAAAUUAAUCACAAUAAAAGGUCAGGACAACAUAAAAAUAUUUUAUAUGAUGAAUCAAAAAGACAUGUAUAUACUGAUGUCAACGGCGAAAGUCUGAGGAAAGAAACCAGUGCUACCGAGAGAUCGGAUUGCAGAAGUUUCGUAACCAGUGCGACUCGGCCCGCAGCUGAACAAAUAGGAAAUAGACCCGAUUUCGAACACGAUAGGAGAAACAAUAAUAAGAAAAUAACUGAAUCGGGAUCCAAAAUGAAUGUCAAAAAUUUCACACUUGAAAUCUUGACGACAGGAAGGACCAAGCCUGAAAAAUCAGAAAUGUUUAAAAACAUCAAUUCUAGGUUGAAUAGAACUAAAGAAGCCGAAAUUAAAAAUGUAAACGAAGAAGUUAAAAAAUAUAAACGUAGGACAACUCCUGCUUCAAUGGCUCAAAGAAGUAUUCCCGAGUCUUCAAGUACCUCUAAAAAUGCGUAUUCAUAUUCCAUUACUACCAGUGGCACGAUAUCUAAGUCAUCUUUGACAAGAAAAAUCGAUAGUGUCGCCGAAAACAAUAACAAGUCAAAUAUUACGAACAAAGGUAGAACCUAUGAAUCAGAAGCAAAAGAUUGGAAAGCAAAUACAACAGCCGAUAUAAAUAAUUCAAAUUUGUUAAACGGUAAAGAGACAAAAGUUAAUUUGACAGAAUUAGUUGGAAAAGAAAAGCAUACGAAUAAAAAUCUCAAAUUGUACGAGCAACAAAAUGUACCUGGAGCAAAUUUAAAUAAGAACAAUUUUGGGUUAAAAGAUCUAACAAAAUAUUUUACAAAAGACAAAGGAAGAAGUUCUACAGAAACGAAAGAUCAAAAAGAAAAAUCGGCAAAAAACCCAGAUAAAAAAAAAGUUUCAGUUGAAACAAAAGAUAAAAAAGUGGAAAAUGAUGACAAAGGAAAAGAGUUUUUGUCAUCUAUCCUUGACCCAGCCUCUUCAAACAAAAAUUCAAAAUUUUCUGAUCCGAGAACCAAGCGACGUAGUCGUCUUAUCGUUGUUGCUUACGAACAAGAGAAGUACCUACCAUUAAGUUACAUUCCAUUUCUUUAA
Molecule: messenger RNA, 1356 nt
Organism: Helobdella robusta
Lineage: Eukaryota; Metazoa; Annelida; Clitellata; Rhynchobdellida; Glossiphoniidae
Exons: 2
Coding region: 1-1356 (451 amino acids)
Source: RefSeq, a predicted model, not a curated record